Molecule: messenger RNA, 1598 nt
Organism: Myotis davidii
Lineage: Eukaryota; Metazoa; Chordata; Mammalia; Chiroptera; Vespertilionidae
Product: T-cell-interacting, activating receptor on myeloid cells protein 1
Exons: 9
Cellular component (GO): plasma membrane
Source: RefSeq, a predicted model, not a curated record
CCAAGGCCCUCCCUCCGUGCCUGGCCCAGCUCCAUGCCUCCUGCCAACAGUGAUGUGACACUGCGAUGCUCCAUGCCUGUUGAGGAGGUCGACUUCAGGGACAUCAAGUUUGCUCUCAGAAAGAACAACGCUUCUUUCAAGUUCUCUCCUGAUUCCCCAAGUGGCCUGGCAAAGUUUCAUCUCAGUGACAUAAAAACUAGUGACGCUGGAGAGUACACCUGUGAGUACAGGACAGAGAGCCCCACCAGAAGGUCACCGCCCAGUGACGUCCUUCUACUACUGGUGACAGGAAAUUUCCCUAAACCUUCCCUUAAAGCCCACCAAAGGGGUGAGGUGACUGCAGGAGAAAAUGUGACUCUGCAGUGCCAGAAGCCCAGGCAUGUGAUAGAACCUCACAUGUUUGCUCUACUGAAGAAAGGAACCUCAACACCCAUACAGCUCCAGGGUCCAGUAAAAACAGAGACAAACUUCUCCCUUCCAAGUGUGACUGUCAAUGACACUGGGGCCUACAGCUGUGUGUACUACCAAAGAAAGGCUCCUUUCCAUGCAUCAGAGCCCAGUGAUGAGCUCACGAUCUCGGUGACAGGCACCCAAGGCAUGGACACAGCUGCGGAUGAUGAAGCAACGAAGAGUGCCACAAGCACAGAGCUAGCGACGCUGGAAUGUGGCUCCAGCCACACUCCGCUACUCACAGAUGAAACGGAGUCUCCUAAGAGAGCGGGAGCAGCACUAGGAACCACGGAAAUCAUCCUCAUUGUCAUCGUCCCCCUACUCUUCCUCCUCACAGCCUUCCUCAUCUGCAAAUACACCUGCUGUGGGGCAGCUCUUAAAAAGAUGACCAAAAGCUCCCCUCCUUCUAAGAAAGCUGAAGAAGUGGCGACAGAUGCAUCUCCAGCUAUGCAGAGCUGGUCUCCUGCUCUGGAUGAAGGAGCUCAGCUGUCAAGAGCUGAAGAACCUCAGGGGGUGACGUAUGCUGAGCUGAACACCAGAGCCCUGAGCAAGGGCCCCUCCAGCCAGGUGCCGCAGACCCCGGAAACCUGCGUGUACUCGGCCCUCAAGAUGUAGCAGGAAGAGACCUGGCACCAGGAAGAACCUCCAAUAAGGGGUGCACCAUGGGGCAGAGGGCCCUUGGGUGACUAGACAAAUCUCCAUUUGAGACUUGUUUCCUCCUCCUAAGAAAGUAACGUUUAUUUUUUUUAAGUGAGAGGUAUCACUGACAUAGAGUGAUAUGCUGAAAGGGGACUCAGGACGGGGGUUCUGGUCACUGCCGGGAAGGUCAACCACGUGAUGAGAAGGUUGGGGACCAGAACCAGGUGCUAUCAGCCGGUCCUCUGGGGAAGAGGGAGGCUGGAGACGGACUCAGUCACGUGGGCAACAAUCCAAUCAACCACGCCUGUGUGAUGACAUCCCAGCGAAGAUGCUGGACACGGAGACUGGAAAGCUUCUGGGUUGGUGACACACCGUCAUGUGCUUGGGGGGUGGACACACCCUGAGGGUAUAGCACGUUUCACUUCUGGCACCUUCCCAGACCUCACUCACCCUGUGUGUCUCUCUUCACUAAGCUGGUACUGAUUUGUUUACUUUAUGUAAUAAAAUUG